AUGAAUCCUGAUUCAAAGUUGCUCCUGGAUGAGAUGCAUCGCCUCUUCAAAGAGCAGAAGACACAGAUCAAUGAGCGGUUUGCUGAAUUGGAUCGCAAGUUGGACGAGCGCUUCACCGACAACAGCCGCAAGCUCGACAUCUGCUUCACCAAGAUCGACGACAGCAUCAACAACCGCAUUGCCGAGUUCGACAACACCAUCACCAAACGCCUCGUCGACUCCAAUCUGAAUUGGGAGCAGUGCAUCACCGACUCCAAGCUCUGGCAGUCCGUGCUCAUCGCCGACGUCGCCAAGUCGGCUGAAGCACUCGAAGCCUAG
This is a messenger RNA of Miscanthus lutarioriparius, 318 nucleotides long. NCBI's taxonomy places the organism in Eukaryota, Viridiplantae, Streptophyta, Magnoliopsida, Poales, Poaceae. The record is from the annotation of a GenBank genome assembly.